This is a messenger RNA of Penicillium longicatenatum, 1179 nucleotides long. RefSeq names its product Zn(II)2Cys6 transcription factor domain-containing protein. Bases 1 to 1179 code for a protein of 392 amino acids. Lineage: Eukaryota; Fungi; Ascomycota; Eurotiomycetes; Eurotiales; Aspergillaceae. Gene Ontology annotation, biological process: regulation of DNA-templated transcription. Gene Ontology annotation, molecular function: zinc ion binding; DNA-binding transcription factor activity, RNA polymerase II-specific. The transcript has 4 exons. The record is from RefSeq and is a predicted model, not a curated record. Gene Ontology annotation, cellular component: nucleus.
AUGUCAGGCCAACCGCCCCCCGGGCAGGGACCGGGCCAAGGAGGACAAGGAGGACCACCAGGACCACCAGGACCACCAUACCCACCUAACUGGAAUCCCGACGAUCCCUAUCAGCAGCAGCCUCAGUAUCCGGGGCAAUAUCCUCCUCCCGACGGUGAACGCUACUAUCCUCCACCUCCGCCGCAAUCGCAAUACCCUCCUCCCACCAUGGCGGCUGUUCAUCACCCAAGACAAGAUCCUUAUCAUUUGCCUCCACCACCACCAGGCUACCCUCAAGAUCCCUAUGGACAACCUGGAGUCGUCUACCAGGCUGCAGCACCGCGCCAACGAACGGCAAUUGCCUGUCGCUACUGUCGCCGACGGAAGAUUCGUUGCUCCGGAUUCGAAAGCUCAUCGGAUGGGCGUUGUACUAAUUGCGUGCGAUUCAACCAAGAAUGCAUGUUCACACCCGUCUCGUCACAGGCGCAAGCCUUUGUCCCCGCACAUGCCGCCUACCCUCAUCUACGCAACGCAGGACCAGCGCCCCGUGGUGCUGGUACCCCCAUGCUCUACGGAGCCCAUGGACAGCCUCUGCCUCCUCACCAGCAACAGGAAACUACCUUGCCGCCGCCUCAAGGGAUGUACCCGCAGCACUAUGGCCCCCCCCUUGCAUCGUCGAUGCCGGAUCCGAGACAACCUGGUGGUCGACGAGGCUCGGGAUCUGAACCCGCUUAUCCCGAUCCGACAAAUCUUGCUCCCGUUACCCCCGCCGGGUCCCUCCCGGGAUACCAGACCCCUAGCCCCUACUAUGCUCCUCACCCGCAAGAUCGGCGUGGCUCGCCCUCUGCCUACGGCUACGAAGCACGCCAUUCUUCUUCGCCCCACGGCUCACCAUUCCCGCCCAUUAUGCCGCCACAAAGUAAUCCCACUCCACCUCCUUCAACCUCAGCUUCAACACCCAGCGGCUCCGCUCGUGCGGGUCUGAACGUGCGCGACAUGCUAAACCCCGGCGAUCCCCACACUCGCAGCCCCGCCGAUAACAACAUGCUCAAUGCGCUUGACCGCCGUGGACCUGGUGGACCCGGUGCACCCGGCGCACCUGGCCAACAUGGAGCACCUGGCCCACCCGGCGCACCUGGUCAACAUGGUCAACAUGGCCAGCCUGGCCCACCCGGCGGACCCGGUGGACCCGGUAUCUAA